AGCGUGGUGACCCCAGCCCCGGCCGGUACGGAACGGGAGCCCGAGAGUCGGGAGCCGUGCGGAUCUCCGCGCCCUCGCUGCCGCUCCUCCGGGCUCCUGCCGGUCCCCUUAGCCCGGCGGUGGCAGCGGCGCGUCCUCCAGCGGUGGCAGCGGUGUUCGCAGCGCCCCGGACUUCUUCUGGCCACUGUGUUUGGACAGAGUAGAGACGCCCAGCCUCUUCCCGCCCCACAGCCUCCCUUCCUGACACCUCAGCAGCCUUGAGUCCUGAUCUGCCAGCAGAACCCUCGGCAGGAGGAAGAGAGGUGGGCUGUGAGUGUCAGCCCGAUGCUGUGAGAGGAGCCACCAUCCAUCACUGAGCUGCAGAUCCAGAAAGGAGAAUGCAGCUGGACUGAGGUGGAGGGGCUGUAACCUGCUGGCCAGCGCGGGGACACUGGUGACUCCCGGAUCACUGAGUGCUGGACCACGUUCAUGGCUCUCGGGUAGAACCCAGUGAAGCGGCCAGAAUGAACUCUAUGGACCGGCACAUCCAGCAGACCAACGACCGCCUGCAGUGCAUCAAGCAGCACUUACAGAACCCUGCCAACUUCCAUAAUGCUGCCACGGAGCUGCUGGACUGGUGUGGAGACCCACGAGCCUUCCAGCGACCCUUCGAGCAGAGCCUCAUGGGCUGCCUGACGGUGGUCAGCCGAGUGGCAGCCCAGCAGGGGUUUGACUUGGACCUCGGCUACAGACUGCUGGCUGUGUGUGCUGCAAACCGAGACAAGUUCACCCCCAAGUCUGCUGCCCUACUGUCCUCCUGGUGUGAAGAGCUUGGCCGCCUGCUGCUGCUCCGACAUCAGAAGAGCCGCCAGAGCGACCCCCCCGGGAAACUCCCCAUGCAGCCCCCCCUCAACUCCAUGAGCUCCAUGAAACCCACUCUGUCACACAGUGAUGGGUCAUUCCCCUAUGACUCUGUCCCCUGGCAGCAAAACACCAACCAGCCUCCUGGCUCCCUGUCUGUGGUCACCACAGUGUGGGGAGUGACCAACACGUCCCAGAGCCAGGUCCUUGGGAACCCUAUGGCCAAUGCCAAUAACCCCAUGAAUCCAGGCGGCAACCCCAUGGCUUCGGGCAUGACCACCAGCAACCCCGGCCUCAACUCCCCGCAGUUCGCAGGACAGCAGCAGCAGUUCCCUGCGAAGGCCGGCCCCACGCAGCCCUACAUCCAGCCCAACAUGUACGGCCGCCCCAGCUACCCCGGCAGCGGAGGCUUCGGGGCCAGUUAUCCUGGGGGUCCUAGUGCCCCCGCAGGCAUGGGCAUCCCUCCACAUACCCGGCCUCCCGCUGACUUUACGCAGCCAGCGGCGGCCGCUGCAGCAGCUGCAGUAGCAGCCGCCGCCGCCACGGCCACAGCCACGGCUACGGCCACGGUGGCAGCCUUGCAGGAGACACAGAACAAGGAUAUAAACCAGUAUGGACCGGUCUGUUCCUCUUUCCAGAUGGGUCCCACCCAGGCGUAUAACAGCCAAUUCAUGAACCAGCCCGGGCCUCGGGGGCCUGCCUCCAUGGGGGGCAGCAUGAAUCCUGCCAGCAUGGCAGCUGGCAUGACUCCCUCGGGGAUGAGCGGCCCUCCCAUGGGCAUGAACCAGCCCCGGCCACCCGGCAUCAGCCCCUUUGGCACGCAUGGGCAGAGGGUGCCCCAGCAGACCUACCCCGGCCCCCGGCCCCAGUCCCUCCCUAUUCAGAGCAUGAAGAGGCCGUACCCGGGAGAGCCCAACUAUGGAAACCAGCAAUAUGGACCAAGCGGCCAGUUCCCCGCCCAGCCAGGCCAGUACCCCACCCCCAACCCUCCAAGGCCACUCACCUCUCCCAGCUAUCCCGGGCAGAGGAUGCCGAGCCAGCCCAGCACCGGGCAGUACCCGCCCCCCACGGUCAACAUGGGGCAGUAUUAUAAGCCAGAACAGUUUAAUGGACAAAACAACACCUUCUCGGGAAGCAACUACAGUAACUAUAACCAAGGGAGUGUCAACAGGCCUCCCAGGCCGGUUCCUGUGGCCAAUUACCCCCACUCGCCUGUUCCAGGAAACCCCACGCCUCCCAUGACCCCUGGGAGCAGCAUCCCCCCUUACCUGUCCCCUAGCCAAGAUGUCAAGCCACCCUUCCCACCUGACAUCAAGCCAAAUAUGAGCGCUCUGCCACCGCCCCCAGCCAACCACAACGACGAGCUGCGGCUCACGUUCCCCGUGCGGGAUGGUGUGGUGCUGGAACCCUUCCGCCUGGAGCACAACCUGGCCGUCAGCAACCACGUGUUCCACCUGCGGCCCACGGUCCAUCAGACGUUGAUGUGGAGAUCUGACCUGGAGUUACAGUUCAAGUGCUACCACCAUGAGGACCGGCAGAUGAACACCAACUGGCCCGCCUCGGUGCAGGUCAGCGUCAACGCCACGCCCCUCACCAUCGAGCGCGGCGACAACAAGACCUCCCACAAACCCCUGCACCUCAAGCACGUGUGUCAGCCCGGCCGCAACACCAUCCAGAUCACCGUCACCGCCUGCUGCUGCUCCCACCUCUUCGUGCUGCAGCUGGUGCACCGGCCGUCCGUGCGCUCCGUCCUGCAGGGCCUGCUCAAGAAGCGCCUGCUGCCCGCCGAGCAUUGCAUCACGAAAAUCAAGCGGAAUUUCAGCAGCGUGGCCGCUUCCUCGGGCAACACAACCCUCAACGGGGAGGACGGUGUCGAGCAGACAGCCAUCAAGGUGUCUCUGAAGUGCCCAAUCACAUUCCGGCGCAUCCAGCUGCCUGCUCGAGGCCACGAUUGCAAACACGUCCAGUGCUUUGACCUGGAGUCCUAUUUGCAGCUGAAUUGCGAGCGAGGAACCUGGAGGUGUCCUGUGUGCAAUAAAACUGCGCUGCUCGAGGGCCUGGAGGUGGAUCAGUACAUGUGGGGGAUCCUGAACGCCAUCCAACACUCCGAGUUCGAAGAGGUCACCAUCGACCCCACGUGCAGCUGGCGUCCAGUGCCUAUCAAGUCAGACCUCCACAUCAAGGAUGACCCCGACGGCAUCCCCUCCAAGCGCUUCAAGACCAUGAGCCCCAGCCAGAUGAUCAUGCCCAACGUCAUGGAGAUGAUCGCGGCCCUGGGCCCCGGCCCGUCUCCUUAUCCACUCCCGCCGCCCCCCGGGGGUACCAACUCCAAUGACUACAGCAGCCAAGGCAACAGCUAUCAGGGCCAUGGCAAUUUCGACUUCCCGCAUGGGAACCCUGGAGGGACGUCCAUGAACGACUUCAUGCACGGGCCCCCCCAGCUCUCCCACCCUCCGGACAUGCCUAACAACAUGGCCGCCCUCGAGAAGCCCCUCAGCCACUCCAUGCAGGAAACUAUGCCCCACGCUGGCAGUUCUGACCAGCCCCAUCCCUCCAUACAACAAGGUUUGCACGUACCACACCCCAGCAGCCAGGCAGGGCCUCCAUUACAUCACAGUGGGGCUCCUCCUCCUCCUUCCCAGCCUCCCCGGCAGCCGCCACAGGCCGCUCCCAGCAGCCAUCCACACAGCGACCUGACCUUUAACCCUUCCUCAGCCUUAGAGGGUCAGGCCGGAGCGCAGGGAGCAUCCGACAUGCCGGAGCCUUCACUGGAUCUCCUGCCAGAACUCACAAACCCUGACGAGCUCCUCUCCUACCUGGACCCCCCCCGACCUUCCAAGCAAUAGCAACGAUGACCUCCUAUCUCUCUUUGAGAACAACUGAAGGCCACCCUCCCUCGGGGCCCUCCCUCCCCUCUCUGCCUCCAACCCCAUCUGUCCCCACAUACUUUUUCUCCCAGGAGUCCGUGCUCAGACCUCCCUUCGCCCUGACCACAGGCUGGGGUCUGGGCAGGACACACUGGGACAGGAAGGCUGUGUGGGUCUGCCGCCUUGUCUGCCUGAAUGCCCGUAGACCCCUGGACUGGGGUCCACACCCAGAGCAGGCUUGAAGAUCCCCCCCUCCUCCCCGCCCCCGGGGAAGAAGACCUUGGUUGAGAGGAGCCUGGCCCACGGGCCCAGCGAGAGACACCCAGUGGCGGCCGUAGGGUCCCCUCUGUGAGCGCUGACUCCAGAUGACGUUUCAGUGCAGUGCCCCCAAAGUUCUUCCAUUUUGUUUCUGAACCAUAGCCCUGCCUCCCACCCAGAGCCUCCUUGAAGUGACUGGAGCCUGAGGGAAGUACCCCUCACCCACCCAGGGCCAGGGUGAGGGUCCAGCUUGGAGCAGUGGUGACGGCUGGCAGCAGUGAGAGAAGACUGCCCCCCUCCACCCACAGAAAAGCACAAACCUCUGGGGGAAAAAGAAAAAGAAAAAAAAGCAACCACCCCUCAGGGCCAAGGGUCGUGGCUUUGGCCUCUGGCCUCUAAGGCAAGAUGCCCUGAAAGCAACUCUGAGAAAAAGCAGAGAAGAGACGAGAUGCUGUCUGUGUCUGCCAGGGCCAGCCACUGGCCCGAGGACGGCCCGCGAGGCCUCGGAGAGACCUGGGCUCAGACCGGGGAGAGGGGGCAGGGAACACAUUGACAAGAGCGCCCUCCACUGCGGUGUGCCCUCAGCCGGGGCUCUGGGGAGAUGCCAGCCGCAGCCCCAACGGGAACAGCCAAGGCCUUGAGCGCCACGCCACAGCAACUCCUUGCUUUGUAAAACAGUGGAAAGCCCCGAAGUCACCUGGAAGAAAGGAACUGUUGCACUCGGGCAAGCAAGCAAGCAAGCCACUUCCCCUCCGCGGCCUCUCCCCCUCCUCCUCCGAGACUGUUCCAUGGGGCACCACUUCCCCCUGGGUCCUAGCCGGGUCCAGCCAGCAGUCGGGGUGCAUAGAGGAGAGGUUGGUGGUGGGGGCAGGGAGUCGCACAGGUGGUACGGGCACAUCCUCGUCUCUCCAGCUCUCAGUCCGGUCUGGCUGGUUCUGUGUUCAAGGCUGCCCCUGGCACCAGCCCAGGCAUUUCUUCCUACGUGCCCCAGGAUGCCCUGGCAGGCAGCCCCAGCCGGUGGUUCUGUUUUCCUGUCCUUCUACCGGUCAGAAGCCCGCCCCACACUCCUGCUCACCCAGCAAGAGCCGCCUCUGGCCUUUCACUCCAUCUGGCUUCGUGUCCCCUGUAGACUGGUCCUCUGCCUUCCUCAUCUGCUCUCUUCCAGGCUGGUCUGUGUCCCCUGAGCCAGUGGCCUGUGGCGAUACUACUGUUCAGUCACUUGGGUCCGCGUCUGUAGAUUCUCUGCUCCUUCCCCGCUGCUGCCACCCGUCCACUGUCAGUGUCCUUGGUCACCAUCGGUUGCCCAGCAUUCUUCUGUAGAUUGUACCAGAAAGGUGACACCCCCCCCCUCGCAUUCCCCCCGCCCCCAGCUGUGGACUUGCAGUCACCUUAACAAACGGCACAAGGUUUUCUGUAGGGAAGCGGCCACCGCCCCUUUUGUCCUGUCGUCAGAGGUUUUUUCAGAACAGCGUGUUGUUCGGUAUGCAAAUCAAUUAUUUUAAGAAUCGCUUUUGUAAAUAUCUUUGUGAAUAUUUUAGUAUCGUCUUUGAUAAUAUCCAACAUUUUCAUGACCUGGAUAUAGCCUUUGCUGGUGUGUUUUUAAAAUACCUUGACUCAACGACAAAAACCGAGUCCUUUUAUAAAAAAAAAAUACACAAAAAACAAAACAAAACACAACAAAGAAAAACAAAAAAAAAAAAAAAAGCGCAACCAGGGCUAUUUGUAUAAAGGAGGGACAAACAGAAUGGGUGUCUAUGCCGGGAGUGGAGAGACCAGGCAGCCCCCCCACCCGUCAGCUGGUGGGGACAAGACUUGGUCAGGUAGCACGUGGCUGUCCCUGCCCAGUUCCCGCAGCCUGGCACACUUCAGACUGACAGAUGCCUUCAGUAAAAGUUCCUGCUUCCUGCCGAGAUACUGUGCCCCAGAAAGGCCUGGGGUCCCUGCUGGUUCUUGUCACAAUGUGCCCAAGUUCCCUUCACAGAAUGACCCACAGGUUUUUCAUGCAGAGGGUCCAGAGCGCCCCGCCCCCCCGUAGCUCGGGUUCCAGACACGUCUCCUGCCAUCUAUGGGCUCCCUUCCAAGCAAGCACCCACCCGCUGGCGCGUUCACCGUAGAGCCUGACGCCCACGCUCUGGGAACGUUCCAGAGCUGAUCCACAGUGUGAGGGAGGUGCAGAGACAUUCGGGGCUGGAGCCGUCCCUAAGCAGUGGCAGGCCUGAGCUUGGGAAAGAUCCUUCCCCAACACUCUCAGACAACAACUUGGAGCCAUAAGUAACACUCAAUAAAAAAAAAAAAAAAAGACAAAAAAAGAAAAAGGCCUCUCAGCAAGUCACUUUCCCAUGACAAGGAUCCACCCACCCAUAGGCAGGUGUCUGCCAACUCAACAAGAUGGGCUGGGAACCAGUGGGCAGGUGGGAAGGGCCCCACACAGGCAAUCACUCCCAUCUUCUUGGUUUUGAAGCUUUAUAUAUGUCUCAUGUUCCCUGUAGCCAUUUUAUUUUUAAAGAAAUCCCUGAUACUUUCUCCCUAAUGGAAACCCUGACCCCUGCCACCUAGAGAGCUAGCUAUAGGUCUGCUCCCAAUGGGCCUCGGGCCUGACCCGUCCAGACAGGGCAGUGUAAGCUGCAGAGACUCAAGGGACGUGUGUACAUAUGUAAAUGAGAAACAGACAUGUCAACAUACAUUCAUUUCUCUUGGAAUGUGUAAUGUUUUUAUUUUAAUGAAACAAAACAACAAAAGCUUGGAACUCCUCCAUCUUAACGUGGAAAAACUAGACCCUGUUAGCGUUCGUGAGUCCACAUUUGUCUCGCUCAUGUAAUAUACUCUGACCCUGUGUGGAAAGGCAUUUCUGUUCUGUUUUCGUUUUUAUUUUACCUACAUGUACUAUUUAGCCUCCGUAUACUUAGUCCCGCCACCUGUGUAUUUUUAGGGUGCUAUGGAAACCAUGAAAAGAAACGGGGAUUUCAGAAGAAAAUUGUAACCAAAUUCAUACUUUGUAUAAUUUUUGAUAUCAUGAUCCCAGGUGAUUCACACGUACACACAUUAACACCCACACGUGCAGCCUGAAGUGACUCCCACGGAAACCGCCAUUGUCUCUGUACAUCGUAUGUACAAUGCAAUCAUUUCAUACUUUAAAAGUGGUCAGAAAACUAAUUGUGAUUUCUAGUCUUGCAAAGCUGUAUGUAGUUAGAUGAUGUGACCUCUAAUAUUUAUCUAAUAAAUAUGUAUUCAGAUGAAACCUGUA
Molecule: messenger RNA, 7209 nt
Organism: Jaculus jaculus (lesser Egyptian jerboa)
Lineage: Eukaryota; Metazoa; Chordata; Mammalia; Rodentia; Dipodidae
Gene: Zmiz1
Product: zinc finger MIZ-type containing 1
Exons: 25
Coding region: 504-3686 (1060 amino acids)
Biological process (GO): regulation of transcription by RNA polymerase II; protein sumoylation
Molecular function (GO): SUMO ligase activity; zinc ion binding
Source: RefSeq, a predicted model, not a curated record